GGAUUCUAGAACCGUCCAUCACUCGGAUCCUUUCAUCACGAACUUAACCCCUAAGGAACAGUCAACGACUUCCGUUUGACUUUCUAAAUCUACGUUUCCCCUGAAAGCUUCCGAUUUUGCAUCAAUGGGCCGUCCGUAUUCACCGACUCCAUUGCCGCGUUCUUCUCCUCUAUAAAUUCUCGAUCUCCCCCUUUUCCCCUUUCCAUCCAUUUGUAUCGCCAACGAUUUCCAUUCUAAUUCUCCGAUCACAUCUUCCUUCUCUUCCAUUUCCGAUCUCAAUUUCCUCUCUUUCUUUUUUCGCUAUGGCUGAUUCCGAUCAUUCGUCGCAGCGCCAAGACAUGGCGGUUAGGGCUGACGAGGACAGGCUGAAGUAUUUGGAAUUUGUUCAAACGGCGGCGUUUCGAGCCACCGAGUGUUUCUUUAAUGUUUAUGGGUACGCGAAGGACAGGUCCGGUCCGUUGAAGCCCGGCGUUGAGACUGUUGAGGGCACUGUUAAGUCCGUUGUUGGUCCUUUGUGUAACAAGUUCCAUGGCGUUCCGAUUGAGGUUCUUAAAUUCGUCGAUCGCAAGGUGGACGAGUCAGUGACGAAGAUCGACCGCCACGUUCCUCCAACUGUCAAGCAUGCCUCAUCACAAGCCAUGUCUGCUGCACAGCAGGCACCUGAAGUCGCUCGAAACGUUGCCUCUGAGGUCCGACGCUCUGGCCUCAAAGACUCCGUGUCUGGAAUUGUGAAAUCUGUGUAUGCCAAGUACGAGCCAAGCGCAAAGCAACUCUACUCCAAAUACGAGCCCAAGGCCGAGCAGUGCGCAGCUUCAGCAUGGCACAAGCUCAACCAGCUCCCUGUCUUCCCCACGGUUGCACAGGCCAUCUUGCCAACAGCAGCUUACUGCACGGAGAAAUACAACGAGACCGUUCGAACCUCCGCCAAGAAAGGAUACAAGGUCUCUUCAUAUCUACCAUUGGUCCCUACUGAGAGGAUUGCCAAAGUGUUCAGCAAGAACGGAGUUGAGAUGGAGCCCUUGGUGAAUUAAGAGCCAAACCUGCUUCUUUUUUUUCUAUUAUGAUAUUGUAAGAAAAUAACACAUUAUGAAUGUUUGAGAACUUAUUCAGUGUGGCUAUAUCACGUUUUGUUUUGUUAA
Molecule: messenger RNA, 1139 nt
Organism: Cucumis melo (muskmelon)
Lineage: Eukaryota; Viridiplantae; Streptophyta; Magnoliopsida; Cucurbitales; Cucurbitaceae
Product: REF/SRPP-like protein At3g05500
Exons: 2
Coding region: 303-1031 (242 amino acids)
Source: RefSeq, a predicted model, not a curated record